Molecule: messenger RNA, 4815 nt
Organism: Panicum hallii
Lineage: Eukaryota; Viridiplantae; Streptophyta; Magnoliopsida; Poales; Poaceae
Product: putative disease resistance protein RGA3
Exons: 4
Coding region: 502-4050 (1182 amino acids)
Biological process (GO): defense response to other organism
Molecular function (GO): ADP binding
Source: RefSeq, a predicted model, not a curated record
UUACUUUUCCGGCCCAGCAAAUGGCGAGGCCCAAUUUCGAAUUCACCGGAAUGUUCACCGGCCAGCAGCAUGGCCUCCCCUCCGCCGCCGUCAUGGGUCCGCGCAGCGCGAGCACCUCUCCUCUCGUGCUCACGGCGGGUUGACCGAGCCGCGAGAGCGGGUCCGUUCGUCAACUGCUGCUCGAACCUUGGGCGCGCCGUCGCCUCUCGCACACCUGCUGGUCCUUCGUGGGCGGCCGGCGGCCGGAUGGUUGCCCAAGCCCGCGGGGCGACCGCGACGACGCGUGCUUCGCUCUUCCACAGGGACAAGCAGCCCGCCUGAACAAAUUCAUUGAAAACACAAGGGUGCACACUAAGGCGUGUGAUCACGGUGAACAAGUUUCUCUAGGUGCAUUCUUAGGUCUGGCAUUUUGGGUUUUGUUGCCUUGUUUAUUGGUACCCACCUUAACCAACUGGUGUUGUUAGCACUUAGCAGCUGACCAUCCCCUUGAAGGUUUGUAAGAUGGCAGAAUCGCUGCUUCUACCUGUGGUGAGCGGGGUGCUUGGCAAGGCUGCCAGCGCACUUGUCCAGAGUUUUGCUCGCAUCUGCGGUGUUGACGACGAUCGCUGCAAGUUGGAGCGCCAGCUGCUGACCGUGAAGUCCUUGCUGUCAGAUGCUGAAGUGAAGAGUGAGACCAACCCUGCCAUCAGGAGGUGGAUGAAGGACCUCAAGGUUGUUGCCUACCAUGCCGAUGAUGUCCUCGACGACUUCCAUUAUGAGGCGCUACGCCACAAGGCUCAUGCUGGGGAUUCCACCACGUGGAAGGUACUGAGGUACUUUACCUACCACAACCCGCAUCUGUUCCGGUUUAAAAUGAGCAGGAAACUCAAGAAUGUGCUAGACAAGAUUAAUGAUCUUGUUGCCGAGAUGAACACGUUUGGUCUUGUGGAGCACACAGAGGUGCCAGAAGUUCUUUGUCGGCAGACACACUCAGGACUGGAGGAGCCUGCAGAGAUCUUUGGCAGAGAUGAUGACAAGGAUAUGGUGGUCAAAGUGUUGCUCAACCAGCAAGCUCAGUUGAAUGUGCAGGUGCUCCCCAUCAUAGGAAUGGGAGGUUUGGGCAAGACCACUCUAGCCAAGUUGGUUUACAACGACUGCAGGAUUCAGAAGUACUUUGAGUUAAAGAUGUGGCAUUGUGUGUCUGAAAACUUUAAACCCAUUGCAGUUGUGAAAUCUGUCAUUGAACUAGCUACGAAUGGCAGAUGUGACCUGCCUGACACCAUUGAACUGUUGCGAGGAAAAUUGCAGGAAGUCAUUGGCCGGAAAAGGUUCCUGCUGGCUCUGGACGAUGUGUGGAAUGAAGAGCGACACAGGUGGGAAGACGACCUUAAGCCACUAUUGUGCUCAUCUAUUGGUGGGCCAGGAAGCGUGAUAGUUAUCACAAGUCGAAGCCAUCGAGUGGCCUUUAUAGCGGGCACCCUUCCACCCCAUGAGUUAGAAUGUUUGAGUGAAGUUGAUUCGUGGAAAUUGUUCUCAAAGAGAGCAUUUAGUAAAGGAGUACAAGAGCAAGCACAACUCGUCACAAUAGGAAGAUACAUUGUCAGAAGGUGCAAGGGACUGCCUCUUGCUCUAAAGACAAUGGGUGGUUUGAUGAGUUCAAAACAAGAUGUCCAGGAAUGGGAGGCCAUGAUAGAAAGCAAUAUGGGUGAUAAUAUUAGAGGGAAAGAUGAAAUAAUGUCCAUACUAAAAUUGAGCUAUAGGCAUUUGUCACCUGAAAUGAAGCAAUGUUUUGCCUUCUUUGCAGUUUUCCCUAAGGACUAUGAGAUAGAGAAGGAUAAAUUGAUCCAAAUGUGGAUGGCAAACAAUUUCAUUCAUGAAGAGGGAACCAUGGAUUUGUACCAGAAAGGUGAAUUCAUUUUCAAUCAUUUGAUCUGGAGAUCAUUUAUUCAAGAGGUAACAUUAGUGGAGCGAAUCCCUGAUUCAGAUGGCCCAACACGAUAUCUAAUACGCAAUGGAUGUAAACUGCAUGACUUGAUGCAUGACUUAGCAAUAUAUGUCUCAGAUGAAUGUGCAACAGCAGAUGGGUUAAUUCAGCAGAAAGCAUCAAUAAAUGAUGUUCGCCACUUGAACAUUUCUAGCGCUAAUGACUUGGAACAAAUCGGUGGUUUAUUCAAAGGCACAACAUCUCUCCGUACUUUGUUUAUGCCAUCGAAUUCACGUCAGGGUUUGGUGGAUACAAAACUGGUGUCGCUAAGAGUGUUGUGCUGUCCAUGUGUCAUCCAUGACCAGCUGAUGCAAACAACACAUUUGCGAUAUCUCGAUCUUUCCUGGUCAGGCAUUGUUAGAUUGCCAGAUUCAGUAUGUAAGUUGUAUAACUUACAGUUGCUGAGGCUUAACAAUUGCUCUAGGCUACGAUAUUUACCAGAAGGUAUGGCAACUAUGAGGAACCUUAGCCAUCUUUAUCUUUUGGGAUGUCAUAGAUUGCAACGUAUGCCUCCCAAACUUAGUCUCCUGCACAACCUUCACACUUUGACAACAUUUAUUGUGGGCACUGAAGAUGGCUAUGGAAUUGAUGAGCUCAAAGACCUGCGGCAGGUUGGCAACAGGUUGGAAUUGUACAACUUGAGAAACGUAGGGAGUAUGUCAAAGGCCAAUCUCCAUGAGAAACAGAAUCUAAGUGAACUGUUGUUCUUCUGGGGCCGUGGCUGUACUUACAUGCCCACAAAUGCUGCUGUCCCUAAUGAGAUAAAAGUACUGCAAUCCCUUGUGCCACAUCCACAUAGUGAGCUUAGAAUCUUGGAGAUGCAUGGGUACCGUGGCCCCACAAUUGCACAAUGGAUGAGAGAUCCUAAAAUGUUCCAAUGCCUAAGAGAACUCCGUAUUUCCAAUUGCCCGAGAUGUAUGGAUUUCCCAGUAGUAUGGUUAUCAUCCUCUCUUGAGUUUUUGUUUCUAUCCCACAUGUACAACCUGACCACAUUAUGCAAUAGCACCCAUGUGGGUGCUGCAGGACACAAUACCUCUCCUCAAAUUUUCCCAAAGUUAAAGAGGAUGGAGUUAAAUGAUUUGCCGGAGUUGGCAACAUGGGCAGAAAACAGUGCAGGAGAGUCUAGACGCAUGGUGAUGUUUCCCCAGCUCGAAGAGCUAAUAAUCUGGCGUUGCCAUAAACUUGCAAGUCUUCCGGAGAGCUCAGUUCUCAAACGUCUAGAGUGUAGGGGUGACUCUGCAAACGGUGUUGUUCCUAUGAGCAUGCCUUUGCGCUCUUGGCCAUCUCUUGUCCACUUGAAGAUUGAGUUGCUAGCAGACGUGUGGAUACCUCUGGAGGAUCAGCAAGGCUGUAGGAAAAGCCAAAGACCUCUGGGCACACUGCGAUCCUUGGAGCUAAUGAAUGAUGACGGCUUCAUUUCAGUUUUCAACUUGUCAAAACUGCGACAUGGGCUUCAGAACUGCUUGGCCUUCCUGGAAGAAUUGUCUAUCUCAUCAUGGUCCUAUAUUGUCUGUUGGCCGGUGGAGGAGUUCCGAUGCUUGCCUCGCCUUAGAUCUCUGCGUAUUUCGGAUUGUAGGAAGCUGGAAGGGAAGGGCUCAUCCAAGGAAAUCCUUCAGCUGCCCCAGCUGGAAAGGUUAAGGAUAAUAUGUUGUGACAGCUUGCUCGAGAUUCCAAAGUUGCCCACGUCCCUUGAGGAAAUGAAUAUCUUUUGGUGUCCACGGUUGGUGGCGCUGCCUUCAAACCUCGGAAAUCUGCCAAAGCUGAGGAAAAUAUCUGUAAGCUCCUGCCGUGGGCUACAAGCACUGCCUGAUGGGAUGGACAGACUCACUUCCCUUGAGGUACUGGUGCUUAGUAAGUGUCCAGGCAUAAAGGAAUUUCCGCAGGGUCUCCUCCAGCGGCUCCCAGCCCUCAAAUCCAUAGGCAUAGAUGGCUGUCCCGACCUGCAAAGACAUUGCAGAGAAGGGGGACAGUAUUUUGGCUUGGUCUCUUCUAUUCCAGAGAAAAACAUUCCCACAGCAGAACUUGAAACAAAGAACCCUGAAACUAGGAACUUCAUAAAAACGUGCCUCCACUUCGCGAAACUAUGAAGUACUUAGGUGUGUAAGUUGUCUAAGACUGAGAUUCCAAGUUUAGUUUGAUGCAUGGGAAGAAGUACUUGUUACGGGCCUCCAUGACUUUUCAUUAGGUUGCUGCUGAAGCUUAAUACUACUGGAUGCGCAACCGAUAUGAUCUGAGAACAAACUAUUCUCAAUAGUUUUGGGCUACCUAAACUGGAUGUGUCGUCUCUCAUGAGCUUAAACAACAUUCAAAGCGGAGUAUGAAUGUGCGUAAUCAGAAGUUCCUGACCAGUACCAAAUGUGAGAAGGAACGGGUACAGAAUGAAAAGGAACUUCCUCCCUGAAGAACAAGGCGAUUGUUCUGGGUCUGAAGAAAACGUGCAACAUCGUGAUGUCUCUGAUCCUGCUCAUUGUGUGAAAAAUACAUGUAGUAAUGCGCAGACGCGCUUCUGAUUUCCGAAUGGUGACAUGCCUGUACAUGUCUUGAAGAGGGAACAAAACCAUGAUCUGAUGAGGGAGGCUGGUUCGGUUUCCAAUGGUGAUAUUUGAAGCAGCGAAAUCAUUCUGACCGUUCAGUGUUGAAGAAACUGUGAAAGCAUUGGCCUGUCCAAGACCUAGCUAUUACCCCAGCAAACUGCAGCUGUGACCAACUGUAGAUGGUUAGAUUUUUGGCCCCUCCAAACCUGAUUUUAAAGGAUAGCACGCUAACGAUUCCUGUUAGAUUAUUGAAAGAGGUCCGCUGCUGGGGGUUUUAAGAUUUGAAAGCAUGUCGAGUACGCCUGCACGAGAAGCUGU